AUGUCGUCUUUAUUGUUACAGGAGGAGGAGAUGUUUUCAUUGCCAACAACACCUAAUAUAACCACAUCAUCAUCAUCUUUGUCGUCAACAACAUCCGUUCCAAUUCCUGUGGUAUCUGCCGAGAAGACGCAUGGAAUAGCAAUCGAUGAGCCGUCGGUGGCUCAUCAAGCAAUUCUGUUUAUUCUUGAUGUGCUCAUCCGUAACAAUCAAGCCAUGCCGAUGGUGAAGCUUUACGAUAGCUUCGCUGAUCGAACAUUUACACCUCAAAUGUUGCGUGCUGUCGGCGGUAAUGAGCAAGGAUUACAACAAUUCUUGCUUCGGUAUCCAUCAUUAUUUACGGUAAAUAAUGAUACCGUAUCAGCAAAUAGUGCAACACCAGUACGCACAAUAAAUCCAGCAAAAUCUCAUCAUAAUAAAAGCAAAUCAACGAUUUCAUCCGCCUCGAUUGGCGAGGCGAAUGAAAUUGCUGGUGGAACAGAAACAAGUACAACAUUAUCGAAUAAUAAUAUUACAAAUAAUACUGAAACUAUAUGGGAUGCUAAAACAAUGCGUGAAAUUGAACAAGAAGCAAUAAAUUUUUUUAAGAAACAAUUAUCAAAGCGUGAAGAAGAAUGGUUACCCAUUGUUAGUGUUGCUGGACAUGCAUCACAAGCAUCUGCCGAUGUACGAAAAUAUGUUGGACCACAAAAUGAAUUUAAAGUAUUUCUUUUACGUUAUCCACAUAUUUUUCUUGUUCGCGAUGAAUUUUGUGGUCUUAAAGGUAAAGCAGACUUACCAGGUGUACUAUUUCCACCUCCAUCACCACCGCCAAAACGUCGUGUUACAUUAUCAAAUAAUAAUAUGAUGAAUGUUAGCGGAAAUAGUUUAAUGUUAACACGUUCAACAUCUUUUAAAUCAGGUACACGACCAUUAAUUGGUAAUACCAAUAUGAAUAUGAAUAAUGGAUCAAUGCCAAGUACACCAACAAAUAGUAUAAAUCCAUCGAUGUUACUAUCGUCUUCAUCACUAUCAUCAUCAUCGUCAACAACAGCAGCAACAACAACAAUGACGACGGCCAUAACUCGAAAUACACAUCAACGUUUAACACCAAACGAAGUUAAAGCUGUGCAUUAUGUAAUGCGUUCAUUACAUAAAAGUGGUCGUAUUCUACUUCAAAAUGUACCUGGAUUAAUCGCUCGUGCACCUGAUCAUCUUGCUCAAUUGAUUGGAUUUACUCGAGAUGAUCUUAUAACAUUUUUUAAACGGCAUAAUGCCGUAUUUCAAUUACACAUAGAUGGUACGGUGAGUGUGAAAUCGGAAGCGGCACGAACUUUAUUAAAUAAAAAUGAUAAUCUUCAAACAUCAUCAUCAUCAUCAACCGUAAUAACACCAUUAUCACAAACUCAACCUCAAUCUCAACAAUCAACAUCUAUGACAGCAUCGGGUGUUGUUAUAAGAAUUUUUCCGAAAUACGGAAUUUUAAAUAUGGAAAAUAAUGAGCAAGUUUUUUUCGAUAUACAAUCAUGCCAUUUUGAAACAUUUAAUGAUCUUACAUGUGUUCUUAAUCCCGGCGAUUCAAUGAACUUUAAUGCUAUACUUGGUCCAAAAGAAGGUUCAACAAAGUGGAAAUCAUUGAAAACUUGGCCACGUCAAAACAAUCGUCCUGCUCAAUUAAUGACAUCUAUUUCAUUAGCUAAUUCAAAUUCUUCAAUACCUCAUAUUGUUCAUUCGGCAAGUACAAAUAAUCUAUCAUCGAUUACAUUAAGUAAUGGUGGUUAUAUAUCACCUCCAGCAUUGGAUCAUUACUCAACAAAUCAACAACAACAACAUCAAAAUUCUCAACCGUCUAACGGAUAUACACCUAUUGAUCAAGAUCUAAAUGCUUAUCAAAUGUCUAAUGAAACAAACGGUGGACUCGAUGAAUCGAUUGAUAAUAAUAAUAAUAAUAAUAAUAAUAAUUCAAAUGGAAAUCAAUCUCCACCGAUGACAUUCAUAAACUCCACCGGUUCUAAUCGACAUAGUCGUAUUGGUUUACCAACGCUUGAUGAAGAACAAUGUCCACUGCCAAAAAUGGCGGGUGGUCUCGACGCUGAAGUUCUCCGACGUAAUCUAAAAAAAGUGGCACAACGUAAAAAUGCAAUAUCCCUACGUGAACAAGCCGAUGAAACAGGCCGAUAUGUCUCACAAGGUUGUCAAACAACAUCAACAGGAGAAAUUUUAGCUACAAAUAUACAUAUCGAAUAA
Rotaria socialis is the source of this 2223-nucleotide messenger RNA. The record is from the annotation of a GenBank genome assembly. NCBI's taxonomy places the organism in Eukaryota, Metazoa, Rotifera, Eurotatoria, Philodinida, Philodinidae.